Anoplopoma fimbria (sablefish) is the source of this 1128-nucleotide messenger RNA. Its product is annotated as N-acetylglucosamine-1-phosphodiester alpha-N-acetylglucosaminidase-like. The coding region runs from base 1 to 1128 and encodes 375 amino acids. The transcript is spliced from 8 exons. NCBI's taxonomy places the organism in Eukaryota, Metazoa, Chordata, Actinopteri, Perciformes, Anoplopomatidae. The record is from RefSeq and is a predicted model, not a curated record.
AUGGCAACAGGCUCUGCGGCGCGCCUGUGCUCUUGGAUCGUUCUGCUGAUGUGUCUGCUGGAGAGUGAAGGGACAAGUAUCUGUACGGAUAAAGACAUUCUGCCGCCGUCCAUCGAGGGCCAUGACCCCUCCAACUCUCAACGCCUCGUUAGGGACGACCAUUCUGUUACCCAUGGCAGGACGGCGUAUGAGACCUGGCCUUCCAGUAGCCACGAUGGACUCCCAGUGGCCGAGUCAACGGUGUUUACCUCAGACACAACAGACAGCACGGGCACAUCCCAUUGGCUCUACGGUCACAUGACGGUGGUUCACGACCCGCUGAGGACGCUGUCCGUGGUGGAGCCCGGCGGCCCCGGCGGCUGUGAGAGAAGCCCCAGGGUGACAGUGGAGGAGACGGCCGUGCGAGCCGGGUGUCUGUACGCCCAGAACGCCGGCUUCUUCAACACCACCUCGUUCGGUUGUCUGGGCAACGUGGUGAGCGACGGCAGGAUGGUGAGGGACAGCAGAGGGGUGAAAAACGCCCAGUUUGGCAUCAGGAAGGACGGCAGCCUGGUGUUUGGGUAUCUGUCGCAGGAAGACGUUUUGGACCGGUCCAAUCCGUUUGUCCAGCUGGUCAGCGGCUUGGUGUGGCUUUUGAGGAACGGAGAGGUUUACAUCAACCAGAGCCUGGAGGUCGAGUUCAACAAGAUAGUGGAUAUAGGUAAAGAAGAUAUCCGCUACUUUGUGGACGUGCUGUCAGCGAGGACGGUGGUGGGUCACGACGCCAAAGGCAACGUGGUCCUGUUUCAUGUGGACGGAGAGACCUUAAAAAGAGGUAUGAAUCUUUGGGAGGUGGCAGAGUUCCUGAAGAAAAACGGGGUGAUUAAUGCCAUCAAUCUGGACGGAGGCGGGUCUUCCAGCUUCGUGGUCAACGGCACGUUGGCCAGCUACCCGCCUGACAUAUGUGAAUCGGACAGCAGGUGGCGCUGUGCUCGCCGCGUCUCCACCAUCCUGUGCGUCCACCAGCGACGCUGCCAGCCGGCGGACUGCGGUCGCCAUGGCGUCUGCACGGCCAAUGGCUGUGUCUGUGCUGCUGGAUGGAGAGGGAAGAACUGCAGUAAAGGUAAUCAGGAGCACAUCAGUGAAUAA